Molecule: messenger RNA, 4674 nt
Organism: Nannospalax galili (Upper Galilee mountains blind mole rat)
Lineage: Eukaryota; Metazoa; Chordata; Mammalia; Rodentia; Spalacidae
Product: dedicator of cytokinesis protein 7
Biological process (GO): positive regulation of GTPase activity; small GTPase-mediated signal transduction; axonogenesis
Molecular function (GO): guanyl-nucleotide exchange factor activity
Source: RefSeq, a predicted model, not a curated record
GUUCCUCUACCUGGCAUGAAAUGGGUAGAUAACCACAAAGGAGUAUUUAAUGUUGAAGUUGUUGCUGUUUCAUCUAUCCACACACAGGAUCCUUACCUCGACAAGUUUUUUGCUCUUGUCAAUGCUCUAGAUGAACAUAUGUUCCCUGUCCGAAUUGGAGACAUGCGCAUCAUGGAAAAUAACUUAGAAAAUGAACUGAAGAGUAGUAUUUCAGCACUGAAUUCAUCUCAGUUGGAACCAAUAGUCCGAUUUCUUCAUCUUCUGCUUGAUAAACUAAUACUUUUAGUUGUUAGACCUCCUGUCAUUGCUGGACAAAUAGUUAAUCUAGGUCAAGCAUCUUUUGAAGCUAUGGCAUCAAUUAUAAAUCGACUUCACAAAAACUUAGAAGGAAAUCAUGACCAGCACGGUAGAAACAGCCUUCUUGCAUCAUACAUCUAUUAUGUUUUCCGCCUGCCAAAUUCAUCCCCUAAUUCACCUUCACCAGGUCCUGGGGGUUUGGGAGGAUCAGUGCAUUAUGCCACAAUGGCUAGAUCUGCUGUGAGACCUGCCAGCCUUAACUUAAAUCGUUCUCGAAGCCUUAGUAAUAGUAAUCCGGAUAUAUCUGGGACUCCCACAUCACCCGAUGAUGAAGUUCGGUCAAUCAUCGGCAGUAAGGGUUUAGAUCGCUCCAAUUCCUGGGUUAACACUGGUGGUCCAAAAGCUGCCCCAUGGGGAUCCAACCCCAGUCCAAGUGCAGAAUCAACACAGGCUAUGGAUCGAAGUUGUAAUCGUAUGUCUUCGCACACAGAGACGUCAAGUUUCUUACAAACAUUAACGGGACGCUUACCAACUAAAAAGCUUUUUCAUGAGGAGCUGGCUUUGCAGUGGGUUGUUUGCAGUGGCAGUGUUCGGGAGUCAGCCUUGCAGCAAGCCUGGUUCUUUUUUGAGUUAAUGGUAAAGAGCAUGGUACACCACUUAUACUUUAAUGAUAAACUUGAUGCUCCAAGGAAGAGUCGUUUUCCAGAACGAUUCAUGGAUGAUAUUGCUGCUCUUGUUAGCACAAUUGCUAGUGAUGUUGUGUCACGAUUUCAGAAGGACACAGAAAUGGUUGAGAGACUGAAUACAAGCCUUGCAUUCUUUCUCAAUGAUUUGUUGUCUGUAAUGGACAGAGGAUUUGUCUUUACCCUUGUAAAGUCCUGCUAUAAACAGGUGUCCUCAAAACUCUAUUCACUGCCAAAUCCAAGUGUCCUGGUCUCCUUGAGGUUGGAUUUUCUGCGAAUCAUCUGUAGUCACGAGCAUUAUGUUACAUUAAACUUACCCUGCAGCUUACUUACUCCACCUGCAUCUCCAUCUCCUUCUGUUUCUUCUGCAACAUCUCAGAGUUCUGGAUUUUCCACAAAUGUGCAGGACCAGAAGAUUGCAAAUAUGUUUGAAUUGUCCUUACCUUUCCGCCAGCAGCAUUAUUUAGCAGGCCUUGUGUUAACAGAGCUGGCUGUCAUUUUAGAUCCUGAUGCUGAAGGACUGUUUGGAUUGCAUAAGAAAGUCAUCAAUAUGGUACACAAUUUGCUAUCCAGUCAUGACUCUGACCCACGGUACUCUGACCCUCAAAUAAAGGCUCGGGUGGCUAUGUUGUAUCUUCCUCUGAUUGGUAUUAUCAUGGAAACUGUACCUCAACUGUAUGAUUUUACAGAAACACACAAUCAACGAGGAAGACCAAUGUGUAUAGCUCCUGAUGAUUAUGAUAGUGAGAGUGGAAGCAUGAUAAGCCAGACAGUUGCCAUGGCAAUUGCAGGAACAUCAGUCCCUCAGUUAACAAGACCUGGCAGUUUCCUCCUCACAUCAACGAGUGGCAGACAGCAUACCACCUUCUCAGCAGAAUCAAGUCGGAGCCUUUUGAUCUGUCUGCUUUGGGUUCUCAAGAAUGCAGAUGAAACAGUUCUACAGAAAUGGUUUACAGAUCUCUCAGUCCUACAGCUUAACCGGCUGUUAGAUCUUCUUUAUCUCUGUGUAUCUUGCUUUGAGUACAAAGGGAAAAAGGUGUUUGAAAGAAUGAAUAGUUUGACCUUUAAGAAAUCAAAAGACAUGAGAGCCAAACUUGAAGAAGCCAUUCUGGGGAGCAUUGGUGCUAGGCAGGAAAUGGUGCGCCGAAGCCGAGGACAACUUGAGAGAAGCCCAUCUGGAAGUGCCUUUGGAAGCCAAGAAAACCUGAGGUGGAGAAAGGAUAUGACACACUGGCGUCAGAACACGGAGAAGCUUGACAAGUCAAGAGCAGAGAUUGAACAUGAAGCACUGAUUGACGGAAACCUGGCUACUGAAGCAAACCUAAUCAUUUUAGAUACGUUAGAGAUUGUUGUCCAGACUGUUUCUGUAACAGAAUCCAAAGAGAGCAUUCUUGGUGGGGUGCUGAAAGUGCUACUACAUAGUAUGGCUUGUAACCAAAGUGCAGUCUACCUGCAGCACUGCUUUGCUACGCAGAGAGCUCUGGUCUCAAAGUUCCCCGAGCUCUUGUUUGAAGAAGAAACAGAGCAGUGUGCUGAUUUAUGCCUCCGACUUCUCCGACAUUGCAGCAGCAGCAUUGGUACAAUACGGUCACAUGCUAGUGCCUCCCUCUAUCUCCUCAUGAGGCAGAACUUUGAGAUUGGGAAUAACUUUGCCAGAGUUAAAAUGCAAGUAACAAUGUCACUAUCCUCCUUGGUGGGUACAUCUCAGAAUUUUAAUGAAGAAUUCUUAAGACGUUCUCUAAAGACUAUAUUGACAUAUGCUGAAGAAGAUCUGGAAUUGAGGGAAACAACAUUUCCUGAUCAGGUCCAAGAUCUGGUUUUCAAUCUCCAUAUGAUCCUUUCUGAUACUGUUAAAAUGAAGGAACACCAAGAGGAUCCUGAAAUGUUGAUUGAUCUCAUGUACAGAAUUGCCAAGGGCUACCAGACCUCUCCAGACCUGCGAUUGACCUGGUUGCAGAACAUGGCUGGCAAACACUCUGAACGAAGCAAUCAUGCUGAAGCCGCUCAGUGCCUAGUCCACUCAGCAGCACUUGUUGCUGAGUAUUUGAGCAUGCUAGAGGACCGGAAGUAUCUUCCUGUUGGGUGUGUUACAUUUCAGAAUAUUUCAUCUAAUGUUUUAGAAGAAUCUGCAGUCUCAGAUGAUGUAGUAUCUCCAGAUGAAGAAGGUAUCUGCUCUGGGAAGUACUUUACUGAAUCAGGACUGGUGGGAUUACUGGAACAAGCAGCUGCUUCUUUCUCUAUGGCUGGCAUGUAUGAAGCAGUUAAUGAGGUUUAUAAAAUACUUAUUCCUAUUCAUGAAGCUAAUCGGGAUGCAAAGAAACUCUCCACAAUCCAUGGUAAACUUCAAGAAGCAUUCAGCAAAAUUGUUCAUCAGAGUACUGGCUGGGAGCGGAUGUUUGGCACCUAUUUUCGUGUUGGUUUUUAUGGAACCAAGUUCGGGGAUUUGGAUGAACAGGAGUUUGUUUACAAGGAGCCUGCAAUAACCAAACUUGCAGAGAUAUCGCACAGAUUGGAGGGAUUUUAUGGAGAAAGAUUUGGAGAGGAUGUGGUUGAAGUAAUCAAGGACUCUAAUCCUGUAGACAAGUGUAAAUUAGAUCCUAACAAGGCAUACAUUCAGAUUACCUAUGUGGAGCCUUUCUUUGAUACCUAUGAGAUGAAGGACAGAAUCACAUAUUUUGACAAAAAUUAUAAUCUUCGCCGUUUCAUGUACUGUACACCCUUCACCUUAGAUGGUCGUGCCCAUGGGGAACUUCAUGAACAGUUUAAACGAAAGACCAUUCUGACUACUUCUCAUGCUUUUCCUUAUAUUAAAACAAGGGUUAACGUCACUCAGAAAGAAGAGAUAAUCUUAACACCAAUUGAGGUUGCUAUUGAAGACAUGCAAAAAAAAACACAAGAAUUGGCAUUCGCAACACAUCAGGAUCCAGCAGACCCCAAAAUGCUUCAGAUGGUUCUCCAAGGAUCUGUAGGUACAACUGUGAACCAGGGGCCUCUGGAAGUUGCCCAGGUUUUCCUGUCUGAAAUACCCAGUGAUCCCAAGCUCUUCAGACAUCAUAACAAGCUGCGACUUUGCUUUAAGGAUUUUACUAAAAGGUGUGAAGAUGCCUUAAGAAAAAAUAAGAGUUUAAUUGGACCAGAUCAAAAGGAGUAUCAAAGAGAACUGGAGAGAAACUAUCAUCGCCUUAAAGAAGCUCUACAGCCACUGAUAAACAGAAAGAUCCCUCAGUUAUACAAGGCAGUAUUACCUGUCACUUGCCACAGAGAUUCCUUCAGUCGAAUGAGCCUUCGCAAAAUGGAUCUCUAAAAUAAAUGCACUUGUUUUAUUCAUUAGAAAAGAGCCAUGUAUUCAACAGAGUGUGAAAACAAGAUCUAUUGAAAGAGAGAACUUGGAUAUAAUUCUGGAAAUGAUAGCAUUAAUUAUUCAAGAAUGCCAAAAUAUCAGAUAUAGGACUGUUUAAAUGUUUGAGGAUCAUGGCUAUGGUUUCUAACAGUCUGGUAAUGUGUUGUCAUUUUUUAAAUAUUUUAAUGAUUCAAAGGUACAUACACAUUGACCAUUAUUUAUACCAUAGUUAAUGUUAAAUUUAAGUUCAUAUUUUUUAAUUUAUAUUACCAUUUAUAGAUUCAUUUUUAGAACCAUUUUAAAUGUAGUAAUGCUUAUUUUAAAGGUACUAUUAAAUAUGUGAAUGUUUACACU